AUGUACAGUGCUGAGACGGACAGUGCUGAGACAGACAGUGCUGAGACGUACAGUGCUGAGAUGUACAGUGCUGAGACGGACAGUGCUGAGACGGACAGUGCUGAGACGGACAGUGCUGAGAUGGACAGUGAUGAGAUGUACAGUGCUGAGAUGGACAGUGCUGAGACUUACAGUGCUGAGACGGACAGUGCUGAGACGGACAGUGCUGAGACGUACAGUGAUGAGAUGUACAGUGAUGAGAUGUACAGUGCUGAGACGGACAGUGCUGAGACGGACAGUGCUGAGACGGACCGUGAUGAGAUGUACAGUGGUGAGAUGUACAGUGCUGAGACUUACAGUGCUGAGACGGACAGUGCUGAGACGGACAGUGCUGAGACAGACAGUGCUGAGACGUACAGUGCUGAGACUUACAGUGCUGAGAUGUACAGUGCUGAGACGGACAGUGCUGAGACGGACAGUGCUGAGACGGACAGUGCUGAGACGUACAGUGCUGAGACGGACAGUGCUGAGACGGACAGUGCUGAGACGUACAGUGAUGAGAUGUACAGUGCUGAGACGGACAGUGCUGAGACAGACAGUGCUGAGAUGUACAGUGCUGAGACGGACAGUGCUGAGACGGACAGUGCUGAGAUGGACAGUGAUGAGAUGUACAGUGCUGAGAUGGACAGUGCUGAGACUUACAGUGCUGAGACGGACAGUGCUGAGACGGACAGUGCUGAGAUGUACAGUGAUGAGAUGGACAGUGCUGAGACGUACAGUGCUGAGAUGUACAGUGCUGAGACGGACAGUGCUGAGACGGACAGUGCUGAGAUGGACAGUGAUGAGAUGUACAGUGCUGAGAUGGACAGUGCUGAGACUUACAGUGCUGAGACGGACAGUGCUGAGACGGACAGUGCUGAGAUGUACAGUGAUGAGAUGGACAGUGCUGAGACGGACAGUGCUGAGACGGACCGUGAUGAGAUGUACAGUGAUGAGAUGUACAGUGCUGAGAUGUACAGUGAUGAGAUGGACAGUGCUGAGACGGACAGUGCUGAGACGGACCGUGAUGAGAUGUACAGUGAUGAGAUGUACAGUGCUGAGACUUACAGUGAUGAGACGGACAGUGCUGAGACGGACAGUGCUGAGACAGACAGUGCUGAGACUUACAGUGCUGAGACGGACAGUGAUGAGACUUACAGUGCUGAGACGGACAGUGCUGAGACAGACAGUGCUGAGAUGUACAGUGCUGAGACGGACAGUGCUGAGACUUACAGUGCUGAGAUGUACAGUGCUGAGACGGACAGUGCUGAGACGGACAGUGCUGAGACGGACAGUGAUGAGAUGUACAGUGCUGAGAUGUACAGUGCUGAGAUGUACAGUGAUGAGACGUACAGUGCUGAGACGGACAGUGCUGAGACGGACAGUGCUGAGACAGACAGUGCUGAGAUGUACAGUGCUGAGACGGACAGUGCUGAGACUUACAGUGCUGAGACGGACAGUGCUGAGACUUACAGUGCUGAGAUGUACAGUGCUGAGACUUACAGUGAUGAGAUGUACAGUGCUGAGACGGACAGUGCUGAGACUUACAGUGAUGAGAUGUACAGUGCUGAGACUUACAGUGCUGAGAUGUACAGUGCUGAGACGGACAGUGCUGAGACUUACAGUGAUGAGAUGUACAGUGCUGAGACGGACAGUGCUGAGACUUACAGUGCUGAGACGGACAGUGCUGAGACGGACAGUGCUGAGACAGACAGUGAUGAGAUGUACAGUGCUGAGACGGACAGUGCUGAGACAGACAGUGCUGAGAUGUACAGUGCUGAGACGGACAGUGCUGAGACGGACAAUGCUGAGACGGACAAUGCUGAGAUGGACAGUGAUGAGAUGUACAGUGCUGAGAUGGACAGUGCUGAGACUUACAGUGCUGAGACGGACAGUGCUGAGAUGUACAGUGAUGAGAUGUACAGUGCUGAGACGGACAGUGCUGAGAUGUACAGUGCUGAGAUGUACAGUGCUGAGACGGACAGUGCUGAGACUUACAGUGCUGAGACGGACAGUGCUGAGAUGUACAGUGCUGAGACGGACAGUGCUGAGACAGACAGUGAUGAGAUGUACAGUGCUGAGACGGACAGUGCUGAGACAGACAGUGAUGAGACGUACAGUGCUGAGACGGACAGUGCUGAGACAGACAGUGAUGAGAUGUACAGUGCUGAAACGGACAGUGCUGAGACAGACAGUGCUGAGACGGACAGUGCUGAGACGGACAGUGAUGAGACGUACAGUGCUGAGAUGGACAGUGCUGAGACUUACAGUGCUGAGACGGACAGUGCUGAGACGGACAGUGCUGAGACGUACAGUGCUGAGAUGUACAAUGCUGAGACUUACAGUGCUGAGACGGACAGUGCUGAGACGGACAGUGCUGAGAUGUACAGUGAUGAGAUGGACAGUGCUGAGACGGACAGUGCUGAGACGGACCGUGAUGAGAUGUACAGUGAUGAGAUGUACAGUGCUGAGACUUACAGUGCUGAGACGGACAGUGCUGAGACGGACAGUGCUGAGACAGACAGUGCUGAGACGUACAGUGCUGAGACGGACAGUGAUGAGACUUACAGUGCUGAGACGGACAGUGAUGAGACUUACAGUGCUGAGACGGACAGUGCUGAGACAGACAGUGCUGAGAUGUACAGUGCUGAGACGGACAGUGCUGAGACUUACAGUGCUGAGAUGUACAGUGCUGAGACGGACAGUGCUGAGACGGACAGUGCUGAGACGGACAGUGCUGAGACGGACAGUGCUGAGAUGUACAGUGCUGAGAUGUACAGUGAUGAGACGUACAGUGCUGAGACGGACAGUGCUGAGACGGACAGUGCUGAGACAGACAGUGCUGAGAUGUACAGUGCUGAGACGGACAGUGCUGAGACUUACAGUGCUGAGACGGACAGUGCUGAGACUUACAGUGCUGAGAUGUACAGUGCUGAGACUUACAGUGAUGAGAUGUACAGUGCUGAGACGGACAGUGCUGAGACUUACAGUGAUGAGAUGUACAGUGCUGAGACUUACAGUGCUGAGAUGUACAGUGCUGAGACGGACAGUGCUGAGACAGACAGUGAUGAGAUGUACAGUGCUGAGACGGACAGUGCUGAGACUUACAGUGCUGAGACGGACAGUGCUGAGACGGACAGUGCUGAGACAGACAGUGAUGAGAUGUACAGUGCUGAGACGGACAGUGCUGAGACAGACAGUGCUGAGAUGUACAGUGCUGAGACGGACAGUGCUGAGACGGACAAUGCUGAGACGGACAAUGCUGAGAUGGACAGUGAUGAGAUGUACAGUGCUGAGAUGGACAGUGCUGAGACUUACAGUGCUGAGACGGACAGUGCUGAGAUGUACAGUGAUGAGAUGUACAGUGCUGAGACGGACAGUGCUGAGAUGUACAGUGCUGAGAUGUACAGUGCUGAGACGGACAGUGCUGAGACUUACAGUGCUGAGACGGACAGUGCUGAGAUGUACAGUGCUGAGACGGACAGUGCUGAGACAGACAGUGAUGAGAUGUACAGUGCUGAGACGGACAGUGCUGAGACUUACAGUGCUGAGACGGACCGUGCUGAGACGGACAGUGCUGAGACAGACAGUGAUGAGAUGUACAGUGCUGAAACGGACAGUGCUGAGACAGACAGUGCUGAGACGGACAGUGCUGAGACGGACAGUGAUGAGACGUACAGUGCUGAGAUGGACAGUGCUGAGACUUACAGUGCUGAGACGGACAGUGCUGAGACGGACAGUGCUGAGACGUACAGUGCUGAGAUGUACAAUGCUGAGACGGACAGUGCUGAGACAGACAGUGAUGAGAUGUACAGUGCUGAGACGGACAGUGCUGAGACUUACAGUGCUGAGACGGACAGUCCUGAGACGGACAGUGCUGAGACGGACAGUGAUGAGAUGUACAGUGCUGAGACGGACAGUGCUGAGACUUACAGUGCUGAGACGGACAGUGCUGAGACGGACAGUGCUGAGACGGACAGUGCUGAGACGGACAGUGAUGAGAUGUCUUUUACCAGCUCUUCCUGGUGCUUCUCGUGCUCUUUUAGCAGCUUUUCCUCAUCAUCACUUUGUUUGAGGAAUUCAGAUUUCUGCCUUAACUCGUGA
Thalassophryne amazonica is the source of this 4122-nucleotide messenger RNA. RefSeq names its product dentin sialophosphoprotein-like. The coding region runs from base 1 to 4122 and encodes 1373 amino acids. The record is from RefSeq and is a predicted model, not a curated record. The transcript has a single exon. Lineage: Eukaryota; Metazoa; Chordata; Actinopteri; Batrachoidiformes; Batrachoididae.